This is a messenger RNA of Lycium barbarum (goji berry), 819 nucleotides long. RefSeq lists its product as uncharacterized. The record is from RefSeq and is a predicted model, not a curated record. Lineage: Eukaryota; Viridiplantae; Streptophyta; Magnoliopsida; Solanales; Solanaceae. The coding region runs from base 1 to 819 and encodes 272 amino acids. The transcript is spliced from 2 exons.
AUGCUGAGGAGGAAUAGAUACAAGAAGGAUAAGUCUGGUGUACUUAUUGGAAAGGUGGAUACAUAUGACAAAAAAGAUGAUGAGCUUAUCAUGGAGACAAGCAAUGCUUUUGAAGUGCUAAAUGAUAUUGAGGAGAACAAGCAAGAUGCUAUGGCAGGCAACACAAGUAAUCAAGUGGAUAAACAAAUGAAAGAAAUUGAAGAAACAUCAAAGAACUGGCAAAAUUGGACUCCAAAUCCAAAUGGCAAACAACAGCAACAAGGAGAGAGAUCAAAUCAACAGUCAGUACCAGUUCUUACCAGCAAUAAGUUUGCAACUUUAGAUGAUAGUAAUGAGCAACAGUUGGAAGGUGAAUUAUGUAAGUCACAAGCAGUGGAGCAAAGGGAGAAAUCCAAUCAGCAUAUAUUACCAGUUACCCCCAACAAAGAUAUUGCAAUGAAAGAAGUACCUGCCCAGAAAGAUAAGCAAGAUGAGCCUCACAACGCAGACAAUUUUCAGAAUGAAGGGCAUCAAAAAGAAGUAAAUGAGGAAAGCUUCAACAACACUCAUAAAUCUGAUGCAAAGAAGGAUGGAAACGAAGCAGAUGCACAGAUUAGUGAAGAAACACAACAUAGCAGUAACACAGAAAAUAUAGUCAAGCACACACCUGAGAGAGCAUCACCACCUAGUUAUUCAUUUGAUAGUCAUGCUGUAAUAUAUCAGAGCAACGUAAAUACAAAGCAAGCAAGGAAGGAACAUAUGCACAAGACAGGUAACAAUGAAGGUGAUAAGAUGGAGGACCAAGAAAUUGGUAAAACUAACAGGGAGAUGGUAAAGUAG